UAGGGACUGAGGAAGGCGGAAAGGCUGGCGAGGCUUGGAGCGGCGGUGGGAACACUGCUGUGGGGGCUCGGCGCCUCUGGGUGCCCGCCACCCCAACCAAUUCCCGGUCGAGCAGCCUCCCUGCCCCUCCCCGCCAACUCCCUGGAUGGAUUCUCGGGACCCCGGCGAGCCGACCGGGCGGCCAGAACUCCCCUCAGCCGGCUGGUCGGUUUGAGGGUUGCUACGGCAACAGCCACUUCCGGGAGUGGGGGCUCGGCUAAGUUGGUUCGGCCGGUGCGGGGGCGGGUCCGGGAGCCUCUCGGACUCUGCUCGGCCGCACCUGCUGUCAGGGUAGUGGAGGGAGGCCCGGGUCUCCGCGCACCGUAGCUUCCCCAGCCUCAGGGUCUGCCCUUGAGCCGUGGGCCCCACCCCGCGCCCUCAGACCGCGUUUCUCUGUUGCUCCUGGCAACAGCCACUUCCGGGAGAGGGUGCAGUUUCCCCCUGUCCCCCCGCCCCGUUCCAGCACCGCGAGCGCUCCAACGCAGGGUUCCGGCCUCCCGGCAACCGUUAGUCGGCGAUCUUCGCUGUCCGCCGGCGGGGGCGGGUGACCGCGGGCCGCUUGUCCAGGGCCUUCCGGCGGGGCUCUCGCGGCCACCAUGGUUCUGCUGCACGUGAAGCGGGGCGACGAGAGCCAGUUCCUGCUGCAGGCGCCGGGGAGCUCGGAGCUGGAGGAGCUCACGGCGCAGGUGGCCCGAGUCUACAACGCACGGCUCAAGGCGCAGCGCCUCUGCUCAGAAAUGGAAGAAUUAGCAGAACAUGGCGUAUUUCUGCCUCCUAAUAUGCAAGGACUGACUGAUGAACAGAUUGAAGAAUUGAAAUUAAAGGAUGAAUGGGGUGAAAAGUGUAUCCCUAGUGGAGGCUCAGUAUUUAAAAAAGAUGAUGUUGGACGGCGGAAUGGACAAGCUCCAAAUGAAAAAAUGAAGCAAGUUAUAAAGAAGACUAUAGAAGAAGCCAAAGCAAUAAUAUCUAAGAAACAAGUGGAAGCCAAUGUCUGCGUGACCAUGGAGAUGGUGAAUGACGCCUUGGACCAGCUUCGAGGUGCCGUGAUGAUAGUUUAUCCCAUGGGGUUGCCACCGUACGAUCCCAUCCGGAUGGAAUUUGAAAAUAAAGAAGAUUUGUCGGGGACUCAGGCAGGGCUCAACGUCAUCAAAGAAUCAGAGGCACAGCUGUGGUGGGCAGCCAAGGAGCUGAGACGUACAAAGAAGCUUUCCGACUACGUGGGGAAGAAUGAGAAAACCAAAAUCAUCGUCAAGAUCCAGCAGAGGGGCCAGGGAGCCCCAGCCCGAGAGCCCAUCAUCAGCAGCGAGGAGCAGAAGCAGCUGAUGCUCUACUACCACAGAAGACAGGAGGAGCUCAAGAAACUGGAAGAAGAUGAUGAUGACUCCUGUUUAAAUUCUCCAUGGGCAGAUAACACUGCUUUGAAAAGACAUUUUCAUGGAGUAAAAGACAUAAAGUGGAGACCCAGAUGAAGUUUGUCCGUUGGCGAAGCUUUCCAAAAUAUUAGUUCACCUUUCUUUAGGCAAAAUAAUAAUAACCAUAGCUUGAAACAAGACAGCCACCACCCUUUGUGAACAUUGUUGAAAUCCCUAGUUUUCCUUUCAGUUUGAAUUUUUAAAAGAAAAGUGAGUUAUUCAAGGUUUUGGAACAUAAUAAACACAUUCUCAAAAGAA
Molecule: messenger RNA, 1709 nt
Organism: Cervus elaphus (red deer)
Lineage: Eukaryota; Metazoa; Chordata; Mammalia; Artiodactyla; Cervidae
Gene: CFAP298
Product: cilia and flagella associated protein 298
Exons: 7
Coding region: 636-1508 (290 amino acids)
Biological process (GO): regulation of cilium movement
Source: RefSeq, a predicted model, not a curated record